UCUUUAUAAGCAAUGAGCGAUGUAUCUGUAAAGAAACUCGAGAUUCAGCAUGUAGAAUCAAACAAUCUUGAUGCUGACGCGCAACGAUUACAAGAUCUGGGAUAUAAACAAGAAUUCAAACGUGAGAUCAGUCUGUUUGUACAAUCUGGAUUUGCAUUCUCAACCAUGGCUGUCUUACCAAGUUGGUUAGUCUCAUUUGGACCGUGUCUAAGUGCAGGCGGACCUUCUUCUCUCUUUUAUGCUUGGCUUGUUGUUUCUCCUCUUGUGUGGUGUAUCGCACUCUCAAUGUCUGAAGUUAUUUCAGCCUAUCCUCUGGCUGGUGGUGUAUAUAGUUGGUCACUGAUGUUAAGUAGUAAAGAAUGGGGACCCUGUAAGUUACCAAAUCAUGAAGACUGUUGCUAAAAUACCUUACAGUCAUGGCAUGGAUCACAGGCUAUGCAUACCUCACUGGCCUUAUUGCUGUCGUAAUCACUUUAGCUUGGACAGGAGCUGAGUUUAUUUAUGGCAUGGCCAAUGUGUUGAAUGUGACCCAAAUUGAUUCACAAGGUCCUUCUGUCGGUCUUUACAUUGGUUUAAUUGUUGCAGGAACUUUGUACAACAUGUUGGGUCUUCGAUACAGUGCUUAUUUAAACAAGUUCAUGGUUGUUUGGGUACUUAUUGGAUCUAUCGUUGUGAUUGUUGCAGUUCCAGCCAUGGCACCUACUCAUAAAAGUGCUCGUUGGGUAUUCACAGAGUUUCAAAACACGACAGGAUACGAAAAUAACAGCAUGGCAUUUUUGAUCGGCCUUCUUUCGGCUGGUUGGGCUCAGAUUGGUUAUGAAUGUGGUGCACAAAUUGUAGAAGGCACUCAAAAUGCUGCUACCACUGCUCCUCGAGGUAUUAUUAUAUGUGUAAUUAGCGCUUUUGUUCAAGGCCUGGUCUUGAUUGUUUCCACAUUAUUCUCAAUUCAAGAUGUUGAUGAAUUACUAGCUUCAGAUAUGCCUAUUGCUACCUUCUUUUUGCAUGCAACAAAUAAUCCCUCAGUGACAGCUUUCUUUUUGUUUAUUCUGUUUGUGGCUCAAAUGGGCUCACUCUGCAACUCCAUACUUGCUGCUGCUACUUUUGCCUGGAGUCUAGCGCGUGAUGGCAUUUUACCUUGCUCUAGAUUUCUGUACAAGAUUUCAGGUGAUCGUAAUAUUCCAGUCAAUUGUUUAAUUGUUCAACUUGUUAUUUGUGUUCUUGUCAUUCUUCCGUCAUUUGGAUCCACUGUAUAUUGGCAAGCCAUUAUGAGUGCAGCUGUCAUUUCUGUUAAUGUAUCCUAUGGUCUCCCAUUGUUGUGCCGUUUGAUCUGGGUGCGUAACGAUAUGCCUAAGGGCCCUUUUCAUUUGGGUAAAUUAGGUCUCCCUUUAAAUUUCAUUAGCGUUGUUUGGGUCGUCUUUUUUGGCGUCAUUCUCUGUAUUCCUUCUACUUACCCUGUUACACCUGAGACUAUGAAUUGGGCUUCAGUUAUGAUUGGUGGUGUUAUGUUGUUUUCUAUCUUUUUCUGGAUGAUAUCUGGGCGUCAUACUUUCAAAGGCAUUACAGAAACUGUUGUAUAUAACUAAAUUACUUUGUAUUUAUCAAUAAAGAACUCAAAUCAAGAUAAGAUGCAAUUGUUUAAAAAAA
Molecule: messenger RNA, 1644 nt
Organism: Gilbertella persicaria
Lineage: Eukaryota; Fungi; Mucoromycota; Mucoromycetes; Mucorales; Choanephoraceae
Product: amino acid/polyamine transporter I
Exons: 4
Coding region: 417-1583 (388 amino acids)
Biological process (GO): transmembrane transport
Cellular component (GO): membrane
Molecular function (GO): transmembrane transporter activity
Source: RefSeq, a predicted model, not a curated record